This is a messenger RNA of Setaria italica (foxtail millet), 3299 nucleotides long. Its product is annotated as serine/threonine-protein kinase-like protein At1g28390. Gene Ontology annotation, cellular component: plasma membrane. Gene Ontology annotation, biological process: protein phosphorylation; cell surface receptor signaling pathway. The coding region runs from base 921 to 2945 and encodes 674 amino acids. The record is from RefSeq and is a predicted model, not a curated record. The transcript has 3 exons. Lineage: Eukaryota; Viridiplantae; Streptophyta; Magnoliopsida; Poales; Poaceae. Gene Ontology annotation, molecular function: protein serine/threonine kinase activity; ATP binding.
GAAUCCCGGACGGCCGCCGGAGCGCGAUGCUCGCCGCGAGCACCGCCGGCUGCCGCAUGCCAUGGCUCGCCGCCGGUUUCCGACCACCCCGAUACUCCGGCGUGCGCCCGCGUCUACGGCGCCGCGUCCCAGCCAUCCUCCCCAGGCGCCCCCUUCGUCUCCGGUACACCACUCCUCCAAUCUCGAAACAACCAUGGCUAUCUUCCUUUUUUUCCCCAUUUUUUUUCCCACGAAAACCAACCAACCAAUAGCUAUCCAAGUCUCUUCCCUUUCGUCUGGUAUUUUAGAGUUGAAAAGCGUUUCAUCACUUCUUGUAUGCUAGAGGAUUUCAUUUUCAGGACGAGAACGACUACACAUUUCCAAAAUUCCUGCAAAAUCUGCCUGAUGGGUUCUAAAAUGAUUAAAUCCUGUAUGGACAAAUGAUUAGUCGUCCUUUGCUAGUUUGGCGGCCGCAGCGCAUUCAUUAGCAAUCUGCCGACACUUGACUGCGUCCUUCAUAUGCGGCGAAUUCUCCAGGCAUCACUGCAUCCACGAAAAUUCCUCUUGAGAAAUCAGUUGACUGACUCCACUUGCAGGAUAAAUCGACCAAUGCGCUGCUUCCCUGUACAUUUCUCGAAGAAAAUGACUGGUUGGGCCACGUGGGUUCGAUCCCAGUCGCGCUCGUACGAACCACACGCUCACUCUGUCCAAACUCCAAAGUCACGAAGAAAGAAAUAGUCGUACGGACAGCGGGUGCCGAAACUCGAGGGGACAGAGAAAAAGGCCCCUUGUGGCCGGAGAAGUCAGUCCUGGUGGCCAUCGCCGGCGUUGAGGUCCUGAAACUGGUGGGAGCCUAUCGCUGAGGCGCGCUUGAGACAGGGCAUUCAGCAUUAAGGGAUCUGUAAUGUUGGCAUACAACAGAACUUGCAGAAAAUAAGAUUAUGACUGGAAAUAUCGCACGAUGCGAUGAUAAAUUGAAGUUUGAAGUAGACAUCCAUCAGAAUAUUAAGGUUUUCGCAGAAGAUGAGAUUAAAUGGAUUACUAGAAACUUUAGCAUUCAAAUCGGAAAAGGUGGCUUCGGAGAAGUGUAUAAAGGGAUUCUUGAUGAUGACUAUGAUGUUGUUGCAGUGAAGAGAUAUAUCAGCAAAGAUUUAAGAAAAGAGUUUAUGGAAGAAGUAAGCAUCCAUAGUCAAAUGAGUCACAAAAAUGUGGUGGAGCUCAUAGGCUAUUGUAUUGGGGAAAGUACUCUAAUGAUUGUUACUAAGUAUAUCUCCAAAGGAAACCUGGAUGACAUACUCCACGACAGUGAAAUUCCCAUCCCUUUGGAUGUAAGACUGGGUAUUGCUAUAGGGUGUGCAGAAGCAUUGAGCUAUAUGCAUUCAAUGCAUUUAUCAAGCGACAGCCUUGUUUGUCAUGGUGAUAUUAAGCCUGCCAACAUACUUCUAGAUGGCAAUCUGACAGCAAAAUUGUCUGACUUUGGAGUGUCAAGGCUUCUUUCAGGUGGUGUCACUCAGUACACUGUACAUAUAAAAGGAAGCGUAUCUUACAUGGAUCCUAUAUACUUUCAGGAGGGCUGUCUUACUCCGAGGAGUGAUGUUUAUAGUUUUGGAAUAGUUCUCUUGGAACUAAUAGCUCGAAAAAGGAUAAGAAAAGGUGACAUUAACCUUAUUGGAUCGUUCAAUAAAGCCUGUGCAAAUGGGAAAGGUAGAGAAAUAUUUGAUGCUGCAAUAGCAAAUGAGAACAAUAUGAAGAUUCUAAAAGAAAUGAAGAAAUUGGCUACUGAAUGCCUAACACUGGACAUUCAUAAACGUCCUCAGAUGAAUGUGGUGGCAAAACGCCUUCGGAUACUUAAAAAGGAAUUAAAGAACAUACAUGAAAAAUAUUCGGAACCCAUUUUGGCAUCGCACCACUCAUGGCGCAAAAACUACAAGCAGGACAUAUCCAUGCCCAGCUAUAAUUCUAGAAUGCAGCUUAAGAAGAGUUUGAGCAUUUUCAAAAGAAAUCGUAGCAAUUCUAAGAUUCUAUCGGAGCCUGGCAAUGUGAGAAUUUUCACACAGGAGGAGCUAAAUGAUGUCACAAAUUACUCGUAUUUACUCAGUGGAGGUACUUCAGGUAAGGUUUACAAAGGAACGCUUGAAGACAAUACCGUGGUAGCGGUGAGGAUAUUUUCUGAGGUACUUGAGAGCUUUGAACAGGCGUUUAUCAAUGGAGGGAUGAUCUUAUCUCAAAUUAUGCAUAAGAACAUCAUCAGACUUUUGGGCUAUUGCUUGGAUGCUGAUUGUCCAGCUUUUGUCUAUGAGUAUGCUGCUAAAGGUAGUCUCUCUGACAUUCUAGAUGGCCAUGAAUAUUUCCCGCUACAUUUACGUGUGAAGAUUGCAGUUCAGACUGCAGAAGCAUUAGAAUAUCUCCAUUCCUCAGCAACUGGUAUCAUCAGACAUGGUUAUGUUGUACCAUCCAAAAUACUUCUUGAUGACAAUUUCACGCCAAAGCUCACAGGCUUUUCAUGGGCUCGGAGGCUUAUCAAGGAGAGUAACAUUACUGCCGGUGACGAUGUAAUUUGUUGUCAGCUUCCCUCAAGCGGGCUCAACAAUGACCCAAUUCAUGAUCAGCGUGCGUUGCUCAAAUUGAAAACCGAUGUGUACCAGUUUGGUGUUCUUCUCUUGACACUCAUUAGUAGGAAGAACUUCAUAUUUUACGCGGAUCACGAACCCCUCAUCUUACAAUUUCGCGCAGCUUACCAGGCAGAUAACAGAGGAAGGCCAUUGUUUGAUGAUGACAUCGCAGCUCGUGCUGAAGAUAUUGCUCUCCUUGAAGAGAUCGGGAGGCUAUCACUUAAAUGUGUCUGUCUGGAAAUAGAUCAGAGACCAACAAUGAAGGAAGUGGCAGAACACCUUAGGACACUUAGGACAUCUUGGAAGAAGUCCUUGGAAGAAGUCCUUGGCCAAGGGAGCUACACUGGUGUCUGAAACUGUAAUUAAAUCUCAUAUCGCCGAUGCUGAAGGCACUAAACUCGACAGGCUACUCGGUUCAGAUAUUAGAGAUUGAACCUCGUGUACAUAUUGUGUGUGAUGUGUUGUAUUGUUAUCAGAACAUCUUGCCCGCACUGCAAUUUGCAAUUAUGCUGUCAGUCGGAUGAUGUUAUCUGAACUAGCGUGCACUCUGCAUCUCACGCUGUCGAUGACAUGAUGUUAUUAUCUGAAUUUGUUCUGCUAACAGAUGUAGAAAAUUUAUGUUCAGUGUUGGUAGUGUUGUUUCCUGAACAGAUAAAAUGUGCAGAAAUACUAUGUGAUCUACAAGCUAUAUAUGUGGUCUUUUGUUCC